Molecule: messenger RNA, 564 nt
Organism: Mycotypha africana
Lineage: Eukaryota; Fungi; Mucoromycota; Mucoromycetes; Mucorales; Mycotyphaceae
Exons: 5
Coding region: 1-564 (187 amino acids)
Source: RefSeq, a predicted model, not a curated record
AUGUUUAUUAAAUGUCAAGCUGAAUACUGUUACUCAGUAUCAAGACUACUGAGGGUCUACCCCAAAUGCGAUACGUUCAAUUUGGCAAAACUGAAUUACGAGUAUGUGAAGUUCAUGUUAUUUAAACAAGAAAUUAAAGAAGAGAAAUUAUACGCCAAAGAUUUACAUAAACCACAAGGUUUCACGAUUUGCCUAAGACUCUCAGAAGCUGGUAUUAACUUUGUUGAUAAUGCAGAUGCUUAUUCUAACGGUGAAAGUGAACGUGCUCUAGGAAAAGCAAUCCAAAAAAUCCAAUAUGCCCAGAUCGCGUGUCAUAGUAGCUAUCAAAAUGUUUCGUGCUGCAUCGAUGGGAAGGAACACAACGAAUGGCUCAAUCGUCACGAAUUACCCCACAAGUACACAUUUGAUGCGGUGAUGCUUCUUUUGGAAGACUUGGUUUGGAUAUAUAGAUCGAUAUCAAAUUCAUUGAUUCGAUUGCGUAUGUAUAUAUUCGCAGCAAGUAUUUAUCGGUCUCCUUUAGCACGGGUCCUUUUGCCUGAAAGAAACAGACGAUCUGUGCGAUGA